Molecule: messenger RNA, 2742 nt
Organism: Seminavis robusta
Lineage: Eukaryota; Bacillariophyta; Bacillariophyceae; Naviculales; Naviculaceae
Source: the annotation of a GenBank genome assembly
CCGAAAUUGAGUUUCUCUCGUGGAGAAAACGUCACAGAAUAUUUAGAACGGAGUUGAGGUAUAAUAUAAAGCCCCAAAUCACCGACUUUGUGAGAAGAAUGAUGUCAUUUACUGGCAUCUGCUGUCAUCUCCCCAAUACCAGUACUGGCCUACAACUGUAGCAAACAGCUUGCUGAGAUGCACGCUCCCUAAAAUUUCUUUUGUGACCUCUGCUGUCCACAACUUGCUUCUUUGCCCUUUGCAUGCAACACAGGCAGGAAUUAAAAGUCCGGCUGAGUGGAUACGGAUUGUCCUUGUGGCAAGGAUUGAUCCUCACACACACACUGUACAGUACUUUUUAACUUACUUCAAUUGAUUAUAAUAAAUUGAUAUAUAUAUAGAUAUUUGGCCAUGGAGAAGGACGACAGCCAUCAGCAGCAGGCGAGUGUCAGCCACACGGAGGAAGGAGAUGACCCGAGUAUCCUGGAAAUUGUGGCCAGCCGCAUUCGGCAAGGCGCGGAGAUGGAAAAACUCAAUGCCCAAGAUGGGCCCAUGUCUGUCCAACAACAAGAAGAAAGAAAGCAUCAUCUUGUGACGGCCUCCAACGCCAAUGAGACAACAGCAGCAGCAGCAGAAGCUACAGAAGACGCCCCAAAUUCUACCACCAAUGUUGCUCCAAAUGACCUGGUGGUUUCCAUAUUGGCGUCACUACCCUCAGAAGAUGCCACCAACGAAUCACCACCUACCAAGGACAUUACAUUACCCAAUCGAAUGCAAGCGGAACAAGGAGGAGCGGACGAGGAACAAGCCGUUCCGCAGCCCGUGCUUCUACGACGAGAACAAGGACGCCCCCCAGCCAGUCUCAGUCAUCCAGGUGCCUUUGCCAUUGAUAAUACUGGUACCGGUACAACGGGUACUGUUAUGACAGAAACGCAAACACAACAAGAAGAAGAUACUGUACCGGAACCACCAGCAGUGACUUUGACACACGGCAAUGAUAAUGUUGCUCCAACGGAAGAAAACAACCACCACGACAGUGGUUUGGCCGUGGCCAAUCCGGUCGACGAAGAAUCUCAUCCCUCUAAUUUGCCACAGGCGCAAGAUUACAAUGCUGAAUCCCAACACCAAAACAGAGAAGAGAGAUUGAAACAGUUCAAAACCCAGGUCUUCGUGGGAGUCAUUGUCUUGUUGGUCAUCAUUCUCAUUUUAGUGGCUAUCCUGGCUCCUGGAAAGAAGAAUCCAGAGGAAGAUUCAGAGCCCACAGAGGCACCAUCCGAGGGGCCCACCCGCAACCCAUCGCAGGCUCCCACUUUGGAUUCCGAGUAUUGGCUAUCUCUGUUCCCUGCAACCACCGUCACUGCCAUUAUGAAUUCUCCCGGCUCUCCUCAGUUCAAGGCGUAUGAAUGGCUUCUCCAGGAUAUCGACAAUUUGCCAACUCUUUCGGAUGCAAGAAUCCUACAAAAAUUUGUGUUGGCUGUCUUUUACUUGGCCACUAACGGAGAGGAAUGGACCACCAAUACCCACUGGCUCAAUCACAGUGUCCAUGAAUGUGACUGGUACCAGAAAGCCGCAUUCGCCAGAAAGGAUGUGCUGUCCCUCUUUGUGCCCAACUACUUGGCAGGAUUCUUGGACCCCACUCCCGCGCCAUGCGACAAUAACAACAACACGGGGCUCUAUCAACAUUUAUGGUUGGACCAAAAUGAGCUGGUAGGAUCCGUGCCCGAAGAACUGUACCUGUUGACAUCCUUGCAGUCGUUGUCCUUGGAAUUCAAUCACCUGACCGGAACCAUUUCCAGUGGGAUUGCCAGUUUGACGUCAUUGGAAGGACUGUCUUUAUCUCGAGCGCUUCACACUGGAAUGGUGCCCACGGAAAUAGGGCUGCUUACCAAAAUGAGAGUCUUGUUCUUAGACAACAAUCUCUUAUACGGAUCCAUUCCAGCUGCGAUUUGGGAUCUCACCAACAUGGAGACUUUUUCGUUGGCCGCAAAUGAGUUGGAGGGCUCCUUGUCCUCUCAAAUUGGGACCUUUUCCAAUCUGCAAUGGCUCAUCUUGGAUGAUAUUGGGCUCACUGGCACCAUUCCAACAGAGAUUGGACUCCUGGAAUCACUGGAUUGGUUGGUUCUGUUUAACAACAAAUUCGAAGGUGAUCUGCCUAGUGAGCUGGGCAAUAUGCCAAAGCUAAAUACACUAUCGGUUGCAAACAACUUGCUGCAAGGGACCAUCCCAACAGAUUUGGGUCUGGCCACUACUUUGUUUGUGCUACUUCUGGAUGCCAACCAAUUUGUUGGCCCAGUUCCCAGUGAACUGGGCCAGCUUACAAGCCUAUUUUAUGCCUUCUUCCAAAACAAUCAGCUCUCGCAGUCCAUCCCCACCGAGCUGGGACAAUGGAGAGGAGUACAACUGCUCGACUUGUCCAACAACCAAUUCUUGGGUCAGAUUCCCAGCGAUUUUGGUAACCUGGAUUUUGUGGGGCUUUUGAAUUUGGCCAAUAAUUCACUAACCGGCACAGUGCCUCAGGACCUUUCACGACUUAACAACACCCUGUACAGCUUGAAGCUGCAGGCGAAUGAACUUUUGUCGGGUGUGAUUCCUGGAGAUCUCUGCAACAUCAACGGCACCUGCCCUCCCAAUACAGUGAUUCAAUGUGCAGGGCCCUAUGGCUUAUCAUUUGACUGUACCAGCUCCCUCUGUGGCUGUGGAUGCCCUUGUGAUUGAUUCUGGUAGAUAAGAAAAUACAUAAGUUUGAUACAUUCCUGUUCUAGC